AUGGAAGUUGCAGGUCUGAAAAAGGAAGCGAAGAUGGUGUUUGAUGAAACUGAACUGACGUUGGGAUUGCCUGGAAAUGGAAGCAAAGUAACAGAAGUAGUAGUAAGGAAGAGAGGUUUCAGUGAAACUGAGAGUGAGAGUGACAAUGAAAGCGAAAUAACCACUGUAGAUUUGAAGCUUAAUCUCUCUCCCAAAGAAGGUGCAGCAGAUCCGCAGUUUAAGCCUAAGGAGAUAGCUCUUCUGGUUUCUGAUUCUCGCACCAAGCCUCCUGCUAAGGCACAAGUGGUGGGAUGGCCACCGGUGAGGUCGUUCAGGAAGAACCUGUUUGCAGGGCAAAAGAGCAGUGAAGGAUCAGAAGAAACCAAGAACAAAAGCAUUGACGGUUCUAAUGCAAUAACCUUUGUGAAAGUUAGCAUGGAUGGAGCACCUUAUCUUCGCAAAAUAGACCUCAAAAUGUACAAGAGUUACCCGGAGCUUUCUGAUGCCUUAGCCAAAAUGUUCAACUCCUUCACCACAGGAAAUUGUGAAUCCCAAGGAAUCAAGGAUUUCAUGAAUGAGAGUAACAAGUUGAUGGAUCUAUUGAAUAGCUCUGACUAUGUUCCAACUUAUGAAGACAAAGAUGGUGACUGGAUGCUUGUCGGUGAUGUACCAUGGGAGAUGUUCAUGGAAUCAUGCAAGCGUUUACGUAUCAUGAAAGGAAAGGAAGCUAUUGGACUGGCACCAAGAGCCAUGGAAAAGUGCAAGAAUAGAAGCUAG
This is a messenger RNA of Vicia faba (fava bean), 756 nucleotides long. The record is from the annotation of a GenBank genome assembly. NCBI's taxonomy places the organism in Eukaryota, Viridiplantae, Streptophyta, Magnoliopsida, Fabales, Fabaceae.